UUUGAUUUCUUUUUGUUUUUGGAACAAUUGAUUAGUUUUUUUUUGUUCUUUUCUAUUUCAAUGAUUGAUUUAAUCAACAGAUGAUUGGAAAUGUUUUAAUAUCAAGAGAGUAAUGAAAAGAUAUUUGCUUAACAUAAAAGGUUAAUCUAUUUGGGAUAAUUAACCGAUUACACUGGAAACAAUAUGUUCGGGAUUGUACCACAGGAGAAACAAAAGCUAAUCAUGAGAUCAAUUUUUGGAAUAUUCUUUGGAGAGAAUACUAUGGUUUCUUGUGAAAUGAAUGUUAUAAUUCACACGAUAAAUUGGUAACCAUUGAAGCUUAACAUUCACACACAUCCAAUAGUUACAGUUAUUGGAGGUGAAAACAAAACUAGGAGAAUAUGAAGAAAAAACAAUAACAAUCCACCAAUGGAGUUGAUGAAUUUUAAUAUUACAACAAUUUAAUCAUGUGUUGAUAUGUAUCGAGAUUAAAAGGGAAACCAUUAAGUCUCGUAAUUCAGGACCAUAACAGAUAGUAACUUACACACGGGAAAAAAAGGCCAACAACAAUUAGAGAGACUGUAAAAAUUAAUCAAAUUGUUUGUGUGUGUGUGUGUGUGUGUGUAGUUUAAGUGUAUUAUUAUUAACCUGUAUUGACUAAUUAACUAACCAGUGCCCUGAUUGUUCCAGGUGAAAUUAUUUACCUGCAGCAAUAAUGAUAAUAAUUUUUGACACUUUACACUCGCAGUGAACACAAUGUUGUCGUAGUGACUGUAGUCAAGGAUAAUCAUCAUGGUGAUAAACAAAAGCAGCAGAAGGAGAAACAACAACAACAAUAACAAGGACAAGAACAGUUGAUUUUAACUGUUGAUGAUUAAAAAAUAAAGACAUGGUAAUAAAGUUAAUCUACUAACUACAGUUGGCAUUCUGGAUAAUGAUGAUUAGGAUAAAACAGUAAUCAGAACGUGUCGCCAGUUGAUAAACCUGUUGAUUGUGUGUGCAUAUGUUAAUUGUUGCCUUCGAUGAUCAAGUUUUUACUCUUGAUUAUGAUUAUGGUGAUGAUGAUGAUGAUGAUGAUGAUGAUAGUCUUUUUGUCUUCAAGGUUGUUGUGUUGUUACAAAUAACCUUCCCUGAUCCCUUGAUACUCAACCUUAAGAUUUUGUCCCUCUAAAAGUCAACCUGUUGCUUUGCAAUGUUAAUCAUGGUUAUCAUUGAAUUGAUCGCUGUCCUUUACAUUCAAUUGUUAAUUACCCACAUUAAUGAGUAUUUAAGUGUCACUGAAUUAGCUUUUGUUGCGUUAUCUGUAUUAAUGAUGCAUAAAAUUAAUAAUAUUUAUCAUAAUGAUGAUUUACCUUUUUCUCACCUGUCUUUUCAAUCUGAUUCAUUUUCAGUUUGAUUAAGAUUGAUUUGGUUCAAUUUUUCAUUAUAUUGAAAUCUACUAAUUAUUACUUAAUUGUAACAGAUUUUCAUUGAAAUUUGAUAGUAUUUAUUAUAAUAUUAUUGAGUUUCAUUGAAAAAAUUUUCCUUCUAAUUUCUGAUCUUAAACGAUAAUUGAAAUGCAAAAGGUUUUUUUUUCUUUCUUCAACAAGUGCAACAAUUUAUGAUCAAAUUGUUGCAAUUAAAAUGCUUUAAUUGCUUGUACAUUUGGUGUAAUAUCGAAGGAAAAGUUUUUCGAUUGAAAAAACGACUUUUCUUGCAGAAAAUGAUGAAGAUUAAGUUAAGAACGAUGAUGAUGAACGUAUUGGGAUGAUGACAAAGAUGAAGAAUAUGCAUAAAUGUAAGGGAGAGAAAUCGAAGAUGAUAAUUCUAGAGGGAAAGGGGAACAAAGGGGGAUCCGACGGAAGGAUAGAGGACAAGAUGAUGGAAAAGAAAGAGAAAGAGAAAGAGAGAGAAUUGAAGAAAGGGGAAAAAUUGGGAGGAGGAAAGAGGGUGAACCGUUUAUGAGUCCACAGUGGAAAAGGUUAGCAUCUGCCUUUACAUUGAUCAGUUAUCAUUGGUUUUGCUCACUCAGGCCACUUUAUCCCUAUGGCUUCUUACUCUCUCUCUCUCCUUAUCAUCUUCGUCUUCUCUUUCUAUCUUCUCUUUCUUUCACCUGCCCGACCAAAGAUGAAGAUGAAAACGAGCCACGAGUUAGGGCGGUAAUAGAGUGAGAGCAGAGUAAAGAGAGAGAGAGAGAGAGAGAGAGAGAGAGAGAGAGAUGAUAAGGAAGAUAGGCAGAGAGAAGAGAAAGAGAGGAGGGUGGAUGAUAAGAAAGACUCUUUCUUUUCUCCCUUACGAUCGACGGUAAGUUAGUAGUUAUUGGUAUGAAGGUUACAUCGACCGAUCAGUUUACCUUUGAACCGAGUCGAGUUAACAUCGAACAGAAAGUUUUCAGUUUUUUUUUUCAUUCUGUUUUUUUCUCCAUCAUCUUUGAUCAUCCUCAUCAUUUUCAUCAUUCCAACCAUCAUAUCAACAUCUCCUCUCAAUGUGCCAGUAAACUAAUUCACCAACUAAUCAACUAUCAAAUUUUAAAUUGUUAGUGUUUAAUUGUGAAUCUUUUCAUCUAAAUUAAUUGUUAUUCCUAAACUAACAUAACAUUGGAAACUAACCAAAAAAAGCAAAACAAUUUUAAUUGUUGUGAUUUAUGAAAAACUGUGAAUUGUGAUUUAACUCAACAAUCAACUGUUAAUCAACGGUGUGCCAUUAUAAAGUUGCCAUAUAUUAAUACAAUUAAUCAAUUUAAUCAAGUCAAAGAUGCCUCGUAGUUUUUUAAUUAAAAAAUCAACCAACCAAACAACAACAACGACCACAUCAUCAACCACAACAGCAAUUAACGAUGAUUGUCAGAAUGAAAAUUACAAUUACAAUAGCAAUGUUCCAUUUGAUUUGAGUACGAAAAGUCGUAAAUCUGAACAUUCUGAAUCUCUAGCAACCUCUGGAUCUUCUGGAUCAUCUUUAUCAUCCCUUUCAUCGUUAUCUUCAUUAUCUUCCGCUGAUGGUCAUCAUUCUGGUCACUUGAAUGGAUCAUCUUCACCUUCCACCUUGACACCUCCUCCUGCCAUCACUGCUAAGACAGUUUAUCCUUCAACAUCAUCAUCAUUUCAAUCUGGUGCUGGUGUUUCAGGCUCUGGUUCCCCUCGAGGGGCAUUCAUAGCAUCCUCAUCAAGUCUACCCACCAAAGCGGCAUUAGCACCUUUGGAACCACUUAAUAUUAAUAAUGAACCUGAUCAGAUUCCCUGGUCACUGUCCGUUAAAUCAACGACAUCAUCUUCCGCAUCCGCUUCUCAUCAUUUACCUCUUCAUCCUCAUGCAGUUUUUUCAACUCUUUACACACCUCGAGAUGCUCAUUACCUUUCUAAUCAUCAACCUCUUGCUAAUUAUCAUCAUCAUCCUUCACAUAUACCUUCAGCUCAUCAUACUGCCGCUCAUCAUCAUCCUGUUUAUCAUCAUUCAUCAUCACCUUCAAGUCCAUCUUACCUAAUCUCACCACCUCGAACACCUUAUUCACGAGCCGCUUUAUCAUCCCCACCGUUACCACUUACAUCUCACUCUCAUCAUCCUUAUCAUCAUCGUCGCUAUGGAUCAUCUUCAUUAGUCUCAACUCUUCACCGAUCUGAUUCAUGCUCAUCAGCUGACCUUCAUUCACCCAGAGACUCUGAAGAAGAUGAGCCCUCCCACCAUCAUAUUCAUCAUCAUCAUCAUCACUCACAACACCGACAUCAACGUACUUUAGUAUUAGCACCAAUUUCAUCUGCUCGAAGUGGAUCAGCAUCAUUCUUACAUUCCCCGGUCAACACUGCUUCCAAUGAUGAACAAGACACACCCGAUUUAUCCUCAUCUUCAUCUCUCUCAUCAGCAUCAUCUCUUUCAUCAACACACUCACACUCCUCGAAACUUUCCUCAUCAGGUCAACUGAAAACCUCUUCCUCUUCCUCGUUCGAUGAUAAAUGUUCAAUAAGACCAUUAAAGAUGCGGAAAAACGAGACUGGUUCCCCACAACCGAUAACAUUUUCCUCAUCCUGUUUAUCAUCAUCUUCACCUAAUGAAAAUAUUUCCCCACGAUCACCAACCCCAAACACCAACAAAUCCUCAACAUUAACGGUAAAUAAAAACGCAACCACCUCCUCUUCAAAUUCAACAACAACCCCGCCAUCAAAUUCAGCACCUCGAUACCAAUGUCCCGAUUGUAAGAAAAGCUAUUCAACCUGUUCGGGUUUAACUAAACACCAAGAAUUUCACUGUUCAACUCAGACCAAAAAGUCAUUCUCAUGUAAAUCGUGCGACAAAGUUUAUCAUUCCCUUGGUGCCCUUAAAAUGCACAUACGAACCCACACUUUACCCUGUAAGUGUACCCAAUGUGGUAAAGCCUUUUCCCGUCCCUGGCUACUUCAAGGUCACAUGAGAACCCACACCGGUGAGAAACCCUUUGCCUGUACCCAGUGUGGCCGUAAAUUUGCCGACAGGUCAAACCUUCGUGCCCACUUUCAGACCCAUUCUGAUGUUAAAAAAUACGGUUGCAAGGCUUGUGGUAAAACCUUUAGCCGAAUGUCACUUUUAACCAAACAUCAAGAUAACGGGUGUCCAAGUAAAAGCCUUAAUCCUUCAUCAUCAUCAACCACAACACCAACCUUAUCUUCAUCAUCAUCAGUAUCAUCGGUAUCAUCUUUAUCAUCUCUAUCAUCUGUAUCUUCAUCUGCAUCAUCACCAAACAAAACUAUCAACAAAUAACUUUUUACCAAUUGUAACAAUCACAAUUAUUAUUAACUUAAUUGUUAUAUUAUAUACAUAAUAUUAUUAUCCUGGCCUUUAAUUAUCCAAUUGGAUGAUUUAAUUCAGCUCCAAUUCAUUAACAUUCCGGUUGAUUCAAUUGUUGACAAACUUUGGUACUAACAAUUAACUUGCUAAUUGUUUUUUUACCAAUCGUAUUAAUAACAACAUUUGAUCAUCAGACUUACAAUUAACUAAUCAUAUUAAUAUUAUUAUAUUAUUAAUAAUCUUCCCACCAAUCGAUCAUGUUAAUUGUUUCAAUCUAAUAAUCGUUUAAUCAAUUGGGAAGAUUUGCAACAAUUAAUUAAGAGAAACAAGAAAACAAUUAAUUGAUUACAAUUAACUCUUCUCGAAGAAAAAGCAACAUAAUUGUUAUUAAUUAUUACUAAUUAAUUAAUUAUUAUCUCCCCCUCUCUAUAUUAUGUAAAUAAUCAUCAACAAUUAACAACAAUUAAGUCGAGUCACAAAAAUUGAAUAACAUUCACAUUCAAACAAUUAAGUUAAUCACUUCAAUCAUGAUCAUAUUAAUAACAUUGUUAAUCUUGAAUUUAUUUUCUACAAUCAACUUAAUCAUAAUCAGAGCACAAUUAACUGUUUUUAAUUUAAAUCACUUUGCCCCUGAACAAAAAAAAACUAGUCUGAUAAUAUCAAUUAACGAUCAUAAUAAUUAAUUAAUUGCAUCACAAUCAACUUAAUUUCCCUUACACAAUGUAACUUUCAUUUUAAUUUCCUUCUCAUUUAAGAUAAACCUUAAUUAUCAACAAUUAACUUUUAAUUUACUUUCUAUAUUUUACUUAAUCAUUAGAAGUUUUUUUUUUGCAAACAAUUAACUUUCUAAUCACAGUGACAAUUGAACAACAAUUAACCAAACCACUGAAAGUGAAUUCAAACUGUGCCAUUUCAAUACUCGCUAAUUGUUUGAUACCAAUUGGAUUAAAUUAAUUAAUCCAAUGAUUAUUGUCCAAAUUAAAUCACAAUUAGUAUUUUUUGCUCCUUCCACAAUUUAAUCAAUUGUAAAUAAAUCAUCAAAUGUAUAAAAAUUGAUCGUCACAAGAAAAAUUAUUAUCAACAAAUCACAUCAAUAAACAAAACAUUCAAAUCACA
Panonychus citri (citrus red mite) is the source of this 5829-nucleotide messenger RNA. RefSeq names its product serine-rich adhesin for platelets-like. Gene Ontology annotation, molecular function: DNA-binding transcription factor activity, RNA polymerase II-specific; RNA polymerase II cis-regulatory region sequence-specific DNA binding. NCBI's taxonomy places the organism in Eukaryota, Metazoa, Arthropoda, Arachnida, Trombidiformes, Tetranychidae. The record is from RefSeq and is a predicted model, not a curated record. Gene Ontology annotation, biological process: regulation of transcription by RNA polymerase II. The coding region runs from base 2713 to 4686 and encodes 657 amino acids. The transcript has 5 exons.